AUGGUUGGAAAAAAUAUUAUGAGGAAAAUCAUAUAUAACUCGGAAAUAGAACAACCAAAUUUAAAUUCAAAACUAGUGUGUGAUGAUGCAAUAGAUAAAUUACUUGCUUGGCCCUCGCUAGAUUCUAAAUACACAGAAAAUGAAAUUAUGAAACAUAUUUUGGAAAAUGAUAACAUAGAAAUAAGGAAAAAUCGUAAUUUAGUUGAUUACUUAGAAGUUUUGUUUAAACCAAAAAUGUAUAAAAAGUAUUUAUUAAUAACUCAAAGUAACUGCAUAUUUGUUAAUCAACAAGAAUUUGAUAAAUUGUUUGAUUCACUUUUAAUAAACAUGCCAGUAAAAUUAAAAGUUAAUAAAGCUGAAAAAAAAGGAAGUGAUAUAAAAGCUAUGAUCAAUAAGAUGUAUGUCAUUAAUCCAACAAUAAUUGAAAAUAAAGAUUUAGCAAUGGAAGAAGAUAUUUAUGAAAAAAAUCUAGCUCAACUGUUGAAAGAACCCACUAUUAAAAAAGAAGAACAUUAUUCAUUACAAAAUAUUAAAAUAAUAGAUUUUCUAAUUAAAUGUGUAAAUCCUUUAUUGAUAAAUGGAAUAAUGGAAAUUAUGAAAAAUACACCUGAGGAUCCUAUUGAUUUUUUGGUAGAAUAUAUUUAUAACCAUAAUAUGUACAGUCCAUGUGUUUCUUCACCACCAUUGAAUAAAAAACCAAAAGUAGCUAACAGCCUCAACAAACACCUGUUGUGA
This is a messenger RNA of Melanaphis sacchari, 735 nucleotides long. RefSeq lists its product as uncharacterized. Bases 1 to 735 code for a protein of 244 amino acids. NCBI's taxonomy places the organism in Eukaryota, Metazoa, Arthropoda, Insecta, Hemiptera, Aphididae. The transcript has 5 exons. The record is from RefSeq and is a predicted model, not a curated record.